Molecule: messenger RNA, 6198 nt
Organism: Melanotaenia boesemani (Boeseman's rainbowfish)
Lineage: Eukaryota; Metazoa; Chordata; Actinopteri; Atheriniformes; Melanotaeniidae
Gene: rapgef5a
Product: Rap guanine nucleotide exchange factor (GEF) 5a
Exons: 26
Coding region: 404-3085 (893 amino acids)
Biological process (GO): positive regulation of GTPase activity; Ras protein signal transduction
Cellular component (GO): plasma membrane
Molecular function (GO): guanyl-nucleotide exchange factor activity
Source: RefSeq, a predicted model, not a curated record
UGAUGGUUAUCAGCUAUCUAGAGCUUUUCUGUCGCGCCUUAGCCAUUAGUAAAUGAAGGUGGAAGUGAUGCAAUGUUUCUAUGCACCUGUAGUCGCCCUCCCCUCCUCCCCUCCCCGGACAACAAACGCAUCCGCACAUCAACCUGGUUUAGUAGGCUGCUGCCGAGGACUAGAACUCGCGAGCCGUAGGGUGGAGAAGAGUCGUGUGCUGCGGAAUACAUUCGCCAAACCGAGUUGCGCGCGGUUUGGCUGCAGAUGCGGGUCGGUGAGUGUGAACGCGAGGCGGGGGGAAAUGGCGAACGGGCGCAGGCGGCGGUGCGCCUUGUGAGGAUACUCUAGAAAGACACCAGGAGCACAGGCAACCAGCUCGAGGAGACACAGGAGGAAGGAGAGGGGUCGAACCAUGGAGGACUCAGAGCCCGCAGAGGACGGCUUGCUCGCGGGCUUGCGAUGGAACAGGAGCGCACGAGACCAAGCACAGCUUAAACAUAAAAUCCGGGAUCUGCCGGGGCUACUCAAGCACGGGCUACACCUGCGGAAGAAGAGCCAAUCACCUGACACGAUCCCUGGACCAAGCACCGGACCUACAGUACACAAGUCUUGCUCCCAGAGUUUUCCAUGUGCUGGUCGGGCUGUGAGGAAUGCCUUCCUCUCUCAUGGGCCAUACCCAGCUAAAGACAAGAUCCACCUGGCCAGAAUCAUACGACGAAGCUAUGUGGGAGUGGAGCUGGUGCAGUGGCUGUGUGAGCAAUGUGUGUACGUGCGCUGUCGGACUGCUGCUGUGCGCGUCUGGCAGGUGCUGCUGGAGCUGGGAGUCCUGCUGUCUGUGGACCAGCGGGUGGUGUUUUCUGACUCCAACUCUUACUACCAGUUCAGCUUUGAGGAGUGUAACUCUGCCUCCUGCGAAUUUCGCUCCAAUGAAGGGGAUUGGCCAGAAGCUGUUAAGCUCCUCCUACAACUUGCCCCAUAUGUCCAGUUUCGCUCUGGUGGUGGGGCCAACAGCCCGUCAGAGGAAGACUCUGAAGGCAACAGGGACAUGUGCAGUGAGUUUCUUCAGAUGAAAGCUCUCGAGAGGCUCACUUCUACGGUGCAAAGUGAGUUGGCAGCUGCUUUAGCGCGAAAGACUCGCAAAGCUUUGUCAGAGCAGGACUCUGAGACAACAGAGACGGGGGACCAGGGGUCUUGCACGCCCAGCGAGGAGAGCAGCCCGCUCGGUGGGGUGUGUGCAUUGCGGGACAGUGGUGGCAGUGGCGGCAGCAGUGGGAUGGGGAGCGUGUGCGGUCGCGAGGAUCUUACCAGCCGGCUGGGACUGGAGGCCGUCCAGCGGCUCGCCAAAGAUGGCUGUCGCCUGUUGCAGAACCACAACUACCGUCUAUCUGACAGGAACCAAGCGGAGGCGGUGGGGAGGGUUUGUCUGAAGGAGAGAGGACGGGAUGUACUGGUGUUGCAGAGGGUAACGUCGUCAGUUACGUCGCCCUCGGAGCGGCCCUCACCUACAUCGUCAGGGGGCGUGUCCAGAGAGGAGGAGUGCAACAAGAGAUACGUGGUGGUGUCGGGAACGCCGCUCAAGAUCUUGGAGCAUCUGCUGAGUGACCUGCGACUGGAUGACCAAAGAGGGGCACCGGAGAGCAGGGAGAGCGAAAUGCUGCUUGAUGACUUCCUGCUGACCUACCUUGUGUUCAUGUCCACUCAUGACCUUUGUCAGGCUCUGCUGGGACACUAUAGCAGCGUCCGCUGCAGGGGCCAGGAGGAGGGCAAAGAUGCCCUCUUCAGGAAGCGCAAAGUGCUGCAGCUGGUUUCCCACUGGAGCAGGCUUUAUAAGGACUUCCUUAAGGAAGAGGAGCACGUCAGGAGCUUUAUGAAGACCCUUUACAGGUAUGUUUUAGAAGAUCUGUAUGAGUUCCCCACUCUAGAGAAAGACCUGAAAGAGUUUCAGAAACUUCUGCGUCGCCGGCACACAGUGGAUGACUGCCCUCCCACUCAAAAGAGCAAACAAAUGUAUCAGCAGUUGAGUUUGAAGGAAAACUGCUUGCAGCUCCGCAGUCCACAGACGGAGACUAGAGAGGUGAUAUGCUGCGUAUAUGUGAGUGCUGAUUCCUACCUAAGUGUCCACACACACCCCGCACUGGAGGCCCACGAGCUGUUGCGGAUUGUUGGCAUGAAGAUGGACAGAGCAGAGGAGGACAUGGUGCUUGCUGUGGUGUCGCACACUGGAGAGCGAAGGGUCUUGCAGCCCAGUGACUGUGUGUAUUCAGAGUCUCUGACCCCACAGGGGAAGCUUGUGGCUUGUCGCAGGGAUAUCACAGAGAUCCUGCCUCCUUUAACAGACAGUGCUGAGUUAAGCAGGAGGCCAGUUCGACUCUUAGGGAUCAACACUUGGGACGUGGCAGCAGCGCUCACACACCUGGACUGGAGCCUCUUCAAAUCCGUCCACGAGCAGGAGCUGGUGUACUACACCCUGAGCCGUUCUCCCGGCUCUGGCUACACGGCGGCGCUCUCCGUCCUUCUCCAGCGCUGUAACGAAGUCCAGCAGUGGGUCAUGUCUGAGGUGCUCAUGUGUGUAUCACUCAACAAGCGAGUGCAGCUGCUCAAGAAGUUCAUCAAGAUUGCAGCUCACUGUAAAGCCCAAAGAAAUCUCAACUCUGCUUUUGCCAUCAUCAUGGGUCUCAACACGGCUGCUGUCAGUCGGCUCAACCAAACAUGGGAGAAAUGUCCAGGGAAGUUCAAGAAGCUUUUCUCAGAGUUGGAACUCAUCACGGAUCCAUCUCUGAACCACAAAGCCUACAGAGAGGCCUUUAAAAGGAUGAAACCUCCAAAGAUCCCUUUCAUGCCUCUUCUCCUAAAAGAUAUCACUUUCAUUCAUGAGGGAAAUAAGACUUUCCACGACAACCUGGUCAACUUUGAAAAGCUGCACAUGAUUGCAGACACUGUGAGAAUGAUUCGCCACUGCCAAAGUGACCAACCAGGCAACGAGGUGGUUGGGGUGGACAGUGUGGAGGUGAGAGCGAGCGUUCACUGCCUACACAUCAUCGACAAUCAGCAGACGCUUUUUGAACUGUCACACAAGCUGGAGCCACGUGCUUAAAUGCACACAUUCACGUGCCCUCACAAACACACUGGACAUAGCGCAGAGGAAAUGCUAACAUGUGUGACACGGAGGACGCGUGUACGGCAAAAAUGUCACAAACUCACAUAUACACGGCAACAAGAUCACACAACCAGCAGUGGUGUCGGAUGGACAUUAAGCUCUGCUCUGACCAAACCCAUGAAGACACAGCUGCACUCUGCCUGUUGUUUCACUGAACAUGCGCUUGUAAGGGAUUUAUAAACUCGACACACACCGAGUGAACUUCUAGGAGCAGUGUCUCUGCAGAAAGAUGGAGAUUUGCCACACUGAGACGGAGAGUUGAGAAGGCUGUAAUUAGUUUGUACAGUAUCCAUUAGACUGAGUUUGCUUUUGUUUUGUAUUUGUGAGUCUUUGGUUAUUUAUGAGGCUGUUACUACAUCAGGUUACUUUAUUUUGGCCAGUCUUGCUACACCUCCUUGGAACGUCAACAAGGACUUGAUAACCUCAUAGUAAUUUUAAACACAGAAAACAUUUCAAGAGUUUGAUUUGUUUGAAAUGUUUUGGACAAAAUCUGCACAACGGGUGGUCUAAUAUGAUUUCGUCUGCAAAGCACACGCAGGUAUUCACCUGCAUCACACACCAAGAUACACCUAUAGUAUCUAGGUGUGCAGAGCUUUUUUGUUUAUUGUGCAAGCAGAACCAACGCUGAUGAAUAUUAGACAAUUGUUGGAUUCCUUUCACAUGGUCAAGUCCUGGUUGACCUUUAGCCAAACACUCCUCAUGCACUCUUCUCUAUGAUGUCUUAGUGUGAAUAGAUACUGAUCAUUUCACAUUGUACAUACUAUGGACCUAAACACUUCUCAGUGCCAAAUGUCAUGUUGAGUUGCAGCACAGCUGUACCUGUAAGCUCCUGCUGCGCAUCAGAAUCACAGCAUUUGACUUUCUGGAAGGAGCCCUGCUAUGAUGUCUCAUCUCCGAUCAUGUAAAGCUGAUCUGAUUUCUCGCAGAGAUGCUUUUCUGACAUUAUGAUUGACUGAGUUCAGGGUGUGCGAUUGUAUCACGUCAGGUUGCCAUGGAAACACAGCCUCAGUGUAGAGCAUUUUUUCCCCUUUUUUUUCUAUAAGUCUUUCAUUUUUAUUAUGUCAACUCGUUUCAUUCAAAGCAACACACAUCAGAAUAGCUCUGCUCCACUAUAGAGUUUUCAAAAGGACAUUGAUUAUUCUGACUGACUGAAAAGAUCAUAUCAUGCAGAAGUGGUCUCGUGGAAACUAACAGAGUGCAGACAGGAGGAUGGAAGCACAAGGAAAUUACAUGCUCCUGUUUGCACAGCCGCAAGAUGUGAAAGACAUUUAUUUGUUCGUCAAAUUACCUGUCUGACGAGUUAAUGUUGGCCCGCUCUGGGAUAGAAAUAUAGCAUUUGGAAUAAGAGAACCAUUAAGGAAUUCUAAUGCUAAUCACAAUAUGUGUAAUUUAAGUUAAGAAACCAUGUUUGACAGAACUUAUCAGUGUUUUUUGUUUUUAAUGUUUUGCCUUGUGUCUGUUUAGUUCUCACCAGUCAUACCACUGGUACAUUUCUACUGUAAUAGUCUUAAAUGUUACAUAGUGAUGCACGUGCCACAUCUUUUUUUUUUUUUUAAAUCAUAAGAUAAAGUUGGGGGAAAAAGUGCAAUACAGUCGAGAUGGUGCUGCAAGUGUUCAUCAACAUUUCAACAUGAAGCCUUUUAGAAUAAAAAGCGUUUUGCUUUGACAAUAAUUACUCAAAUUUAAGACAAAUAAUUACAAUUUAUAAAAUUAUUUAAGUUACCAAUGCAAGUUUGGUUCACAGUAAGAAAAAAGAUCUGUAUUUUGUGUUAUGCGCCUCUUCUUGCAUUAAAAUGAUCUAAAACAAUUUGAAAAAGAAAUUGAUCCUGUCAUUGCCACCAAAACACUGAUAUACUUGGCAUGCUCUCAUCCAAAGAUAUUAAUACAAGCUGGAAAGAUAUCAAAGCCAUUUAAUAUAUUUGAUAUUAAGUCAAUCACAAAAAAGCAAAUCAAAACAAUCUAAAGAUGUUUCCAGUGUUUGAUAUCUAAGACGUAUUGCUUAAGAAAGCAAUUACAACACUAACUUUGACUGACUGGCAGCCAGUGGCCUCUAGAAUAAUUUUCAUCUUCAUGUUGGCUUUUGGUUAAUAGUCUGUUACUAGAACAGCAGCUGAAAUGACACUAGAGUUAUUAAGUAUUUCGAUUUACUUCAAGUUUGCUGAUGUUAGCCACGGUUUGCUACUCAUACUAAAUGACAGUGGAAGGAAUGAACCAACAAUGUGUUUGCAAAGCCUAUCUUAUUAUGUCAUUGCCAUUUUAAAGACGCUUUUGGUAAAAAAAAGUCAGUGAUCCUUUGACCGCUAGAGCUGAUUAGCCACAGCCAUAAUCUCCUCAUGUUCAGUGUGAUGCAAAAGCGUUGUGGUCAUUUUUACUAUUAGGCUAUACAUGAUGUGCAUACACACACACACACAUAUACCUCUGCUUAUCAUGUUCAAAGAGCAGAAUAAUUGUUAUGUUGGUUAUUUAUUGAAAUAUAUUAAUUAUGGUGGCAAAAUGUUUUGGUUUUUGUGCCAUGUUCAGAGCUUCAAUAGUGUGAAUGUGCACACAAGAAAAGGAGAUUUAAAAGCACUUUUUCAUGUGUUUUGUGGCCACUUGGUGUCAGCAGAAGAGCUUGUGAGUGUAACGAUGCUCCUCACUGUUUUCUGCUGUCAAACGCUAAACCGAGCCAACCAGCGGGAGGCUGCAUUUAGUGUUUUACCAGCCAUUGUCAUAAUUGUGUAGUUAAGUUUUUCUAAACUCAAUGUUGUUCAAAACCUGUUUGCAUGAUAAAAUAAAUAAAAAAAACAAACCACAAAGUUCACAAUGCAAGAGAGGACACAUUGAAAGCUUUGUACUAUUGUAAUAUUGUUAAUGUGUAAAUAUAUGCCGAUGUUUGGUAUGUUGUUAUUAUUUAUCUGUUAUAAAUGCAAAUAAUGUCGGUCACAAAGCAAUAUGUCUCCCAUUGCUCCCCUCAACCUUUACACAGCUGAAGUCACGUCUUUUCUAAAGCUGCGUUUUACUAUGUCAAAGUUUUACUGAAAAUGAAUAAAUGAGGUUUUAUGUGACAUCUA